Molecule: messenger RNA, 679 nt
Organism: Polychytrium aggregatum
Lineage: Eukaryota; Fungi; Chytridiomycota; Chytridiomycetes; Polychytriales
Exons: 2
Source: RefSeq, a predicted model, not a curated record
UCAGAACCGAUCGCAUCAGAACCGAUCGCAUCAGAACCGAUCGCACCAGACCGCAUCGAGCUGCAUCGGAUCGGAUUGUUUCAAAAGACGCUGGCCGAGUCGACGAGCACUUCCGCACUUCCGCACUUCCGCACGCCGCACCACAGUCGCCACAUACACGCACCGCAUCAACACACAUCCGCCAUGCUGUUUCCUCGGCUGCAGCCAACGACUGGCUUUUCGGUCCUGAAGCCCGUCUCGCGCUGGUUCAAGCCCCACUACGAGUCCCGAACGGUCGUCGUUUCCGAGAACGGCAACCCGAAUGCCGCCUAUUCCAACUUCAAGAACCUGAUCCGGACACUCAAGAUCCGCGAGACUGUCAAGUACCAGGAGCGCUUCGAGCGGAAUCACGACAAGGGCAGACGCAUCCGCAAGCAGAAGGAGUGGGACAAGUACAUUGAGUAUGCUCGGAAGCAGGUGCAGCUGGCGAUCCAGCUGAAAGUCCGGACAAAGAUCGAGAAGAAGAACUACGACCACAUCUAGAGCAGGUCGACAGAGUCGACUAUGGCAAGUCAUAUGUGCACGCUUUCCUCCACGACCGGGCAGACGCCACGGCAGCGUGCGUCCCUUCAGAUCAUAUUCCAAUACAAAUCCGCCCACUCAGAGUGAAUGAUGUCAAUCCAGGACGAGCUCACUCAUC